This is a messenger RNA of Eruca vesicaria subsp. sativa (arugula), 1382 nucleotides long. Lineage: Eukaryota; Viridiplantae; Streptophyta; Magnoliopsida; Brassicales; Brassicaceae. The record is from the annotation of a GenBank genome assembly.
AUGACUCUCUCUCACUCCCUCAUCCUCUCUUCAUCCUCCAGGUUCUCUCGUCUCGGCUACAGCACCAGAUUCCUCAGACACCCAAACCCUCUUUCUGCUCCGCUCAACAGAAAAAGAUUCCAAUGCUAUUGCUCCCAAGAGACUUCUCCUUCUGCCUCUUCUGUAAGGAAACGUGUUGUCUCUGGAGUCCAGCCUACAGGUUCAAUUCACCUUGGAAACUAUCUAGGCGCCAUAAAAAAUUGGGUCACUCUUCAGGAUACAUAUGAAACACUCUUUUUCAUUGUGGACCUUCAUGCGAUAACACUGCCAUAUGACCCGCAAGAACUAAGAAAGGCAACUAGGGAUACUGCAGCGCUCUAUCUAGCAUGUGGUGUAGACAUUUCUAAGGCUUCAGUGUUUGUGCAAUCUCACGUCCGUGCUCAUGUGGAUUUAAUGUGGCUAUUGAGUUCAUCAACACCUAUUGGUUGGCUACAGAAAAUGACUCAGUUCAAAGAGAAAUCACGCAAGGAGGGGGGUGAGAAUGCUUCUGUUUCUUUAUUAACAUAUCCAGUUCUAAUGGCUGCUGACAUCCUCUUAUAUAAGUCGGAUUUUGUCCCUGUGGGUGAGGACCAGAAGCAGCACCUAGAACUUGCCCGCGACCUGGCACAGCGUGUGAAUAAUUUAUAUGGUGGAAGGAAGUGGAAAAAGCUUGGAGGACGUGGUGGUUCGAUUUUUAAGAUACCAGAACCACUCAUACCACAAGUUGGAGCCCGAGUUAUGUCUCUUACAGAUGGUCGUUCUAAGAUGUCCAAGUCUGCACCUUCUGAUCAGUCCCGGAUCAAUCUCCUUGACUCAAAGGAUUUGAUUGCGGAUAAGAUAAAACGGUGCAAGACAGACUCAUUCGUAGGCCUUGAAUAUGACAAUGCCGAGAGACCUGAAUGCAACAAUCUCCUCUCCGUAUAUCAGAUUGUUUCAGGCAAGACAAAAGAGGAAGUGAUGGAGGAAUGCAAAGAAAUGAGCUGGGGCACAUUUAAGCCUCUCCUCACGGAUGCUGUGGUCGAGCAUCUGAGUCCAAUCCAGGUUCGCUAUCAGGAGAUAACAGCUGAGUCAGCGUAUUUGGACAAAGUACUGUCAGAAGGUGCGGACAGAGCCACGGAGAUAGCAGAAGACACAAUUCGCAAUUUGAAACAGGCGAUGGGGUUCUAUAUAUGACUGAGGAAUAGUAUUAGUGCCCAUGGUUUCUAAAUUCUAUGGUUAAAAAGAGUUAAUAUUUGCCAAACGAUUCUUUAUUUCUUGAAUCAGUUCAGUCAAUAUUCUUGAUUAUUCAUUCAGUUCAGACAAUUUAUCAAAUUCAGAAUUCAUUUGUUACUUUGAGAUAUCAAUUGAUAGUCACAAUUACUUGC